AUGGAAGUAGGCAGUAUUACGAUCCCCUUCCAAAAUAUAUCUUUCUCUAGACCUUUGUCUAGCCUUAAUCUCUUCAUUACUCCAGAUUUUGGUGAGUUCAACAGAAAUGGGAUCGAGGUGGCACAGUCAGAUGGAGUAAUCACUCUGUGCCAGCGGAGCUAUGCAGCAAAGAUCUUGGAGGUGGCAGGGCUGAGCAACUGCAACAGUUGUAGCACACCUAUGGAGUGCAGACUGAAACUGCACAAGGAGGAUGGAGCAAAGGCUGUGGAUGCUACCAUGUACCGCAGCAUAGUUGGGAGCCUGCGAUAUCUGACCAACACCAGACCAGACAUCACACAUGCCGUGGGAGUUAUCAGCAGAUACAUGGAAAAGCCAAGCACAACUCACUGGACUGCAGUGAAACAGAUUCUCCGAUACAUCAAGGGCACGCAGGACCUUGGAUGUCGAUACAGAGCAGGGAGAGGGACGACAGUCCUAACUGGCUUCAGUGAUAGCGAUCACGCAGGCGACGUCGGGGACAGGAAGAGCACUUCAGGGCAGGUUUUCUUCCUCAACGAAAACCUUGUCUCUUGGACAUCACAGAAGCAGAAAGUUGUGGCAAUCAGCUCAUGCGAGGCUGAAUAUGUGGCGGCCACAGCAGCAACCUGCCAGGACUGUGGCUGA
This is a messenger RNA of Lolium perenne, 663 nucleotides long. Its product is annotated as secreted RxLR effector protein 161-like. The record is from RefSeq and is a predicted model, not a curated record. Lineage: Eukaryota; Viridiplantae; Streptophyta; Magnoliopsida; Poales; Poaceae.